Procambarus clarkii (red swamp crayfish) is the source of this 549-nucleotide messenger RNA. The record is from RefSeq and is a predicted model, not a curated record. NCBI's taxonomy places the organism in Eukaryota, Metazoa, Arthropoda, Malacostraca, Decapoda, Cambaridae.
AUGAAGAGUCUCCUCUGGGUACCCUCUGUUCCUGAAAUGAGUCCACAAGUCUUCCAAAGCUUCCUGAAGUUUGUCGUUACUGCUGAUGACCCGCUUUGUAAUUUCAAGCAGCUCAUCGAUGGACAAACUUCUAAUUCCAAGCAGCAGGUGUGGGAGAAGCAGCAGCUGUGGGAGAAGCAGCAGCUGUGGGAGAAGCAGCAGCUGUGGGAGAAGCAGCAGCUGUGGGAGAAGCAGCAGGUGUGGGAGAAGCAGCAGGUGUGGGAGAAGCAGCAGCUGUGGGAGAAGCAGCAGGUGUGGGAGAAGCAGCAGGUGUGGGAGAAGCAGCAGCUGUGGGAGAAGCAGCAGGUGUGGGAGAAGCAGCAGCUGUGGGAGAAGCAGCAGGUGUGGGAGAAGCAGCAGCUGUGGGAGAAGCAGCAGGUGUGGGAGAAGCAGCAGCUGUGGGAGAAGCAGCAGCUGUGGGAGAAGCAGCAGGUGUGGGAGAAGCAGCAGCUGUGGGAGAAGCAGCAGGUGUGGGAGAAGCAGCAGGUGUGGGAGAAGCAGCAGGUGUGA